Molecule: messenger RNA, 4042 nt
Organism: Hyalella azteca
Lineage: Eukaryota; Metazoa; Arthropoda; Malacostraca; Amphipoda; Hyalellidae
Exons: 5
Coding region: 72-3365 (1097 amino acids)
Source: RefSeq, a predicted model, not a curated record
GAUAUUUUAUUUGUUGUUGUUCUUGCUUUUAACCAUUAUAAAGUGAUUAGCCUCAAUUUUUAAACUGAAUCAUGAAAGACUCCUCUGGCGCCCCAGUGAUGCAUUCUGAACAGACUUUGGAUGUAUUUUGUGCAAAUCAAAUUAGCUCAUCCUCUGCUAAUAUUUCAUCAAAGAAUCAUGUAAAUAAACGAAAAUUGCCAUCAAGGAAGAAGCCUGAUGAUGGUCAUGAUUACUUUUCCAUGUAUAUUAAUUUAAAGCCGAGGAUGUCGCUCUUUGAACAAUUUAAUCCCAUUUUGCCGAGUGAAAUGUUUAAAAACAGCCCUGUGAAAAAUCCGGUCAACGACUUUUGUGGAUUUCCUUCAUCUGUGGAAUCUGGAAGUAAGAUUGCUAAGUUGAGAAAAGCAAUAUUCAAUGAACAUGAACUCGAUGACUUGUGUCCCACUAAGCCUUCUCAUAACUGUUCAACUGUGGCAAGAUGUAAAACUAAAGAGUCCCAAAUCCAAGCUGCCCAGUCUUAUCAACUUGUCAAGCAGAAAUAUCACUACUAUGAAAAUAUAUAUGACAGUGACUUACUAUCUUCUGAUGACGAUAUGCCUCCUCUUAAGAAACGCACUCCAGUAGAUAUUAAUAAAGCACUUGAAGGAGUAAUUUCGUCAUUUGACGACUUUCUUCCAAGUGAAAUGAAAAAUGAUACAAAGAAAACAACUAAAUACGUUGUGUCGCAAAUAUCUGUACAGUGCGAUAGUGACUAUGACAAAUAUUAUACUGAUAAAUCACCCGAAAUUUUUAAGCAAUAUCCUAUUGUUUUCAAGAGUGUUAUUCCCAAAAAGAUAGCAGCUUCUGCUCCUAAAAAAAGGAAGAAAAUCACGAAAGACAAGAAGCACCAAAAUAAAAUGCAUAAACUGCAUAACAGAACUCUUCAAAAUAAUGACCUGCGGAAAAUAAUGCUGAAGCAAGAAGCAAAGGAAUCUUUACUGAAAGCUAAGCUUCACGACCAAGCCAAAGGAACAUCAAAAGUAAGAAGAAGGUCAUUAAUGGCUGUCCCGCGCUUGGUGCUUAAGAAGCUGAGCUCCAGUGAUAUGAAUUCUGCCUUCGCAGAAGCGAUGUCAUUAAGUGUAAAGUGUUCGGCUGAACUUUACCUUCAACUUCUCGCCCUCGAGACAGCUGCUUGGGACCGUACUAAGCAAUUUAGUUCAACAUAUUGUUCCGCCUCAUCUUCAAUUGCUAGCCAAGAUUCAGGUGCGACUUCUCCUUUAAAUGACAAUCCAUUCUGCAAUGAACGUACAGUUGUGUGCGCUAGUGAUAAUACACACCAGAUGGCGCCUCCUUUUGACCAACUGACGCAAGGAGAGGUCGCCUCAGAGUCGAUAGUUGUAGCGUCUACGAGUGCAAGCAAUGAGCCAUCCUCAUCUAAUAUGCAUCUCACGUUCAAUGAGGUGUCCUGUCGUCUUGAGGAUCCAUUGAUAAUCGACUCAAAUAAUCCCAUCGUUAUUGAUAUUGAGUCAUCCUCAUCAGAUAUGAGAUCUGAAUACGAAGACUCGUCAAUUGGUUCACACGAUGCUCUGGGCACUGAAAAACUGCUGACCAAACCAAAACCACUGAAUUACGAUCCCGUCUUGUCAUUAUUAAAUGAACCAAGAAGCUCGAAAAUGUCGCCUUUCGAUGUUGUCAUCGCGAAUUCUACGAUUUCUCCUAUCGACUUGGAAUGCAAAUCAAAAUCAUCUACUGAGACGCUAUUACCACCAUCAGAACGCAGGAAUCCGCCAACUGUGCCUUUGAGAGAAAUUUUGGGUUCUCGUUCAGCAGAGAAGUUAGAUUCCAUUACUGAAGUGACAACUUGGUCUGAGGCGCCAAAACUGUCGGGGGAUCAUGCAGCAAGCAAUGUGAAAUCUCCCAAUGACUCAGGCUCAUCAUCGGCAGGAAAUUAUAAUUUUCUUUCAACGGAGGAUACUCAACUAUCGUCUAAACUGACAUUGAAAAUUAUGAAAACCUCUGUUUUAGAACUCUCUUGUCAUGCCAUGGUUUCCAAAAGGGAAGAAACAGAAUCGAAGGCCUUCAAUGAUUCUAAACCCCUAACGAAGUCCAAAAUGUCAUUUGCAGAAAUUUCCAAAGGUCCAUCAAUGACCAACAAAUCAAGUGAAAAAUCAGACUCUGCACUGGAACACUCUUCAGAAAAUAACGCGUUUCUUUCAGAAAAAGGAAUGAAAAUAUUUUCUUCCUUUCCACGGGCGGAAAAUUCCCCUGAAUCACAACGGUCGAAUGCCACCUUAACAACACCAGCCACCACUACUUCACUGACGAGUGACGCAGUUCAGUGUGCCAACACUACUUCAGUGCUGACGUCCAAGUCACCGCUGCUAGAGCCUCUGGACCCUAAAAUAUUAUGUGCCACUGCAAAAUUAAGUCGAGAAUUUCCUUCCCAAACGGCAAGCUCUCACGAGGCAUCAUAUACACCCGACUGCUACACAGCUUCAGAAUCCUGCGAUGACUCACUUAUCGACCUGGAAUCCUGCAAUGACCCACUUAUCGACCAGGAAUCCUCUAAAGAUCAGCGUUCACCACCAGAGUCCUGCAGUGACCCGUUAGUGAACUCAAGCUGCUGCACGUUAUCCUUAUCUGAUUCACCAAGUUUGGGCAUAAGUACAUCAAUGGACAAGGAGCCACAACUUGCUGAGUCCUCAACGAUUUCUUCCCAGAAUCAAGGGAAAUCUUCGGAUAAACCUAAUUCAUUGAACUCAAGCAUCUUGACUCCUAUCGCUUCUCUCAUACUGCCUUCAUCUGUGGUAAAGUCAAGUCUGCCGCCUGGCGCAUCAUCAAUACCAUCAGUUCACACUUAUACAAACGUUAGUCCUGUGCUUACAAACGUUCUUGUGCCAUUCUCAUCUACUAAAGCGCAAGUUUCGCUCCCUAGAACAACCUGCCCAGUGAGAAGUUCUUUGCAGAGUCCAAACUCAGCCACCCUCUUCUCUGGCUGCGACGAAAUCAACGUCCCCGAAGAAAUAACAUUAGAUUCAAAUGACGAAGACGAUGAAGCUCAAAUAAUCUCGGAGCUCAUUGUCAGGCCAAGAGCUCCUAGGGCUUACCGAUUGACCCUGCUUGUGCCUCAGACUCUCGGCAAAAAGUCAAUGGCUGAUGUAGCUAGAAGCUUCUCAAUUUUCGAUAAGUCAUCCUGCAAUAGAAGCAAACUGACCUUGAAUAAUAUACUUAAAAAUUGUGACAAAAACGGUAGGAUUUUUCUGAAACGCAGAGAAAGAGACCCUUUGACUAUGGAUAAUGAAAUCCAAUUGAUAGACUAUGAUUCGACCGUUAAUAACUGUCAUGAAGAGCAACGGAACUGCUUCAACUCUUCACAAAUAAGCAGAUGAAAAUACAUUGUGAUUUCAGACGACUACCACUCAUCAGUGCGCUUUUUAGAAACAAACCGAUCCCUUCUAUACUAUGCUGAACUUAGAUGUGCCACACAUUGCUUCUAAAUGGAGUAAGGACUACAAGGCCGAGGGCGCACGUGUACGAAUAAUUGUUGAUGUAAAUUACACUUGAAUGUUACAAAGACGAAAGGUCAAGCUGUGUACGUCAUUGCAGAAUUUGAAAACUUCUCUGUUUUAGAAUGUAUAGGCCACGAUGUUCUACCCUUGUUGACAGCAUGGCACUCGUCGGAAGACGUUAGUAAAUCAUUCAUUGACUACUUUUACGGUCCAAAAAUCUGCUCCAUUCAUGUCCUGGGAUCUAUUUGGUAUGGUACGAAUGCAGUUCUGGUUUUAUUUUUUUGAAGUUUUGAGCCUACUUCGAAGUUAUUUUUUAAUUUAUAAGAUUUGUGUUUAAAAAUAAAUAGUAAUUUUUGUGAGAUUAUCCGGUCAGAUAAAACUCGUGUUCAAUAAUGGUUCUUCAGGAGGGCACAGAGCUAAAACAUUUUAUUUGUAGAUAAUCAAUGAAGGCAUUUUUUAUUAUAUUGAAGCAUCUUUGAAGCUCGCUCAACUCGUGUGUAUGUAUAUUGCAGGCAAUUUCCAUUCUUCAGGACUUAAAUAAAACUUAGUAUUGACAA